Messenger RNA from Drosophila yakuba, 4939 nucleotides. RefSeq lists its product as uncharacterized. The record is from RefSeq and is a predicted model, not a curated record. The transcript is spliced from 2 exons. The coding region runs from base 4679 to 4885 and encodes 68 amino acids. Lineage: Eukaryota; Metazoa; Arthropoda; Insecta; Diptera; Drosophilidae.
UAACAGUAUUCGUUGCCAUUUGACCUUGCCGUUGACUCGAAUUGACUUGACUGACACCCAACACCCAACGCAUAUUUUAUUGUCUGCAGCAUUUGCAUGAAUUGCGGCUAUUAGCGUGAUUAAGCCAACUUCUCUAUCGGGCCAUACGGACAACCCUCGAUGAAUCCGGACGGAGAGCACUUAAUACGCAUUAGCUACGCUUAUUUGACAGCCUCAAUCUGCCGAGCGAUUCCUGCAAUAUUGAUGAUGUCUGGCAUCCCCUUUUCCUUUCGAUUCCCCCGCUCUCCUCCUGUGACGCGUGUCCUUCGGCGGGAACAAGUGUAUCUCCCAGUGCAGCCGCAAAGGGACGACGUCCGGUUUUCGUUACGAGGAUUCGUUCGACUGUAUAUGUGUGGAAAGUGCGAAAUUUUUAUAAUUUUUCAAUUGUAUUGUUUGCCAAGCUGGGAAGCAUUCAAUUUGAAGCGGGGGUGGGGAGGAUGCUGCGGUUGUCCUUCGGUCGUGACACACGACUGAGCAAGGGACUCAAGCUUCGCAGGACACGUGGCACUUGGCUAUUAGGAAAAGCGAUUUCCUUGACGGUGCUAAUAGAAUUCUCGCACUCUCCGCCAGUCCCUUCCCAGCGUCAAAGAAUAAAUGUUUUGGCGUUUUCGGGUUUUCUUUUCUGGGAGCCAGCUGUCAAUGUAGUUUGCACUGAAAAAAACAUGCACUAACUCUUUUCUAACCAUUUCGAUUUUAAACUUGUAUUAGUACUUUUAAGUAUUCGAAUGAAAACGGAAAUGGGUUCUUAUAAAUACCAUUUCCAUAUAAAUCAUAAGAAAUUCACACACCAAGAUUUUCCAUAGUGAACAUCAUCUAGUCGAAUCCUGCACAGCUUCUGUCUGUACUGGGCCUUGUAAUUACUUUGUUUCCUAGCGCCAGGCGGUCCUCAGCACCCAAAAGAUUCCUUGUCACUUUUGGUGUUGUGCGAUGCAAUUAAAACCGCUCCGCAGGUGUCCUUUGAACUUUGCCACGAAUAUAAACUGUGUCUCAGCCCGAGAUUGCUCGUUGGUGUGGAAUGUGUCAGUUGCAAGGCUUCCGAAACGGGACAACGCUCUCUGAUUUAUCAGACAGAAGCAAUUAUCACGUCAUUAUCAAGGAAAGCCCACAAAAAUUGUGGAUGUUUUGAUUUUGGUUUGUUUGUUUCAGUAAUUGGUGCUCAUAGAGAAUUGGGGUUUAAUACGCUGUAAUAUAAAUUUCUCAUGCAGGUUUUUAUCCUCUGCAAAUAAGAUGUUCAGUCGGAUAACUUAAGGUGCAAUGUAUGUUUAUUUCAAGCAGCUUGGCAUUUUUUAAACAGAAUUCGUAUAAUUAAUAUCAUAUUACUAUGCUUAAAAUUGUUGAGCUAUACGGUAAUUUCAUUCUUAUUGCAGCGGUCUUAACUAAGCGGUCAAAAAAUAAAUACAAAUAUUUAACUCCUGUUUUCACCAUUCCUUCUUCUAUCAAUCUACGGCUUUAUCAACAACUAAAAAGUGAUUUCCGCCGAAAGACAACCCCGCACCUCAGACCCCAAAUUCCUUCCUCUAAUGGCAUAUGUCACAAUGGCACGUUGGGAAAUUAUGAAUAAUAUCCGUAACUUCUGCCGAGGCACACCAUACACGCCCAAAGUGCCGUGAAAUAUUCCCGAGCAGCUUGCGUUGAAAGAGUGGAAGAGUGGAAGAGGGCGGCCAUGCCCACACUUCAACUGAGUCCCUGCCAACGCCUCUGAAAUUUGUGAGUGCCGAACUGCCAGGCAAAUUUGUUUUGGGGCGUGCCGUCAGAUACAACUUCCGAUGACAUCCGACAGAUGUUUUGCAGCCAACAGGAUAACCACCGGAUUGCCGAGUUUGUAGUACUUUGGCUCGGAGUUGCGCCCGCUUGCAAAACAAUUGUCGGCACAUUUCCCGUCGCGGAUGUCUCCGCCAGCAGCAGUUGGAAGUGUACAAAUGCUCAAAGUCGAUUCAGAUGCGAAUUACAUUUGAAUGUAGGUACUCGAUGAUAAUGUACGGGCGUUGACAUCUCGGAAAGGUGUUUUGCCUUCCUGUUUGGCACAUGACAAUGUCAUCGCCACAUGGCAGACACACUCGAUGCCGAAUCGCUGGCAAGGUGUGACGCAUUUGAAAUUGAUUGCCCCGAGGAUGGGGAAUCCAGGAGGUUUUACAUGUUAUUCGAUCAGAAUCAGCUGGUUCAAGAUGUGGGCAGAUACAAAGUGGAUAAGUGAAUUUUAAAAGGGAAACAUUAGAAACAACUAAAGGUGUUAUUUAGUAGCAGUUUAGUAGUCUAAAUGUUGAUGUUGAUUUAAAUACGAAACAAGCCUAGCGUUUUAUGAAAUGUUUUAUUACCAGCUUGCCUUCAAGUUUGUUUAUUAUCAUACUCAUAUUUUCGACUUACAAAAAUUGGGCUUUGAUAAGCCCAACUCCAGCCAAUUAAUUUCGUAUCUUUAGUUUAUCCUCGCUUUCCAAACGCACCCCUUCAAUUAUAUUCUCAUCAAACCAGAUGAGAUAUACAGACUUUCUCCUGUCAAUUGUAAACAUCUCUAUCGAUCCCUGGAUUUGCAUACAUCACACCGUAUAUGUACAUUUCGUAUAUGUAAAAUCAUAUCACAUAACCUCUCAUAAACUUAUGCUAAUACACAUUUGCGGAGAAUAUAAUUUACAAAAUAUGCCAAACAUUCGCCCUGACAAAAGGUGGCAAUUACACAGAAAAACCGAGAACCAUGAACUCAAUUCAAUCGCAGAGGGAAAAAUUCAAGAAUCCAAAUCAAAAGCAACCUCCUCGUUUGCCGUUUGCCCCCUGGUUUCCCAUUGUUGCCGAUACAUUUUUCAGCCGCCAUUCCUGAUCGACAGCUGUCAUGAAUGACAAUUGGAUUGCAGAAACAAAAAUUCUGAAGUUGCUGCCCCUGUUCCACUGCUGGCUGCAUCGCACUCGGAUUCAGAUUGAGAUCCUAUAAAAUAUGCAAUAAAAUAUGAGACCCUGUAAUGAUUGCCAGUAUUUAUAGAUUCCGAGCCAUUCUGCGGCUGCUGCGGCGAGGUCAUCAAAACGAAAACAGCCAAAUCGACAUGAAAAUUGAAACAAUGGCAAGGCGAGUAGCAUUCUGUGCCCCAGGGGCGUAGAGGGCAGGCCACUUUCUGUGGGGGGUGGGGUUCUACUCCACACUGGAGUGGUUCGAACUUCGAACUGAACGAAAGUGGAGUGGUUCUCGAGUGAAACGCAGAACUGCGGUUGUUUUUUUGUGGUUCGUCUCGCGAUAAUUUAGGUUUGGGAUGGCUAAGGAUCAGAGUUUUAGCUUGGGGAGUCAGAAAUUUGGCAAUACCGAAGACCAUAAUUCUAAUCGCAUAAUAUAAAUUUUUUUUUCAUAUUUUUACCAUCGAUAUAUUUUUGAACUCUUUCAAUACAAGUUCUAGUACUCUUUAGUGGGGUUUUUGGAUGUACCAGGACAUCAAGAGUUUUCCAUCUUACUAAGACUUAGAAGCUUUAAUCCUUGCUGUUAUCUUUUAGUUAUAGCUGAUUUGCUAAGCCAUACUGGCCUAACUUCUUCACCGUGGUGAAGCAGCUCUUUAAGAACCAUAUUUAAGAACCAUGUUUUCGUACGCACAGCCGCAUGUGGGAAAAGUUAAGGGAACGCGGCUUGCGGUUCAGAGUGCAAAUCCCUUAAAUGCAAUUAUGGCCUGCGGCUCACGUGAGCUCGAGUGCGGAGAGGUCGUCACAAAACGCCAAUGAUAUGCUCUCGAGUGUCUUUGUUGUGGCUUAAAUACAUAAGCAGGGUAACUCCCUCCUCUUUGUUGGCCCCCUCACACCUCCCCCUAACACCCCUUCUCCGACAGUUCCCCUCCCCCUGUUCCCACAGCCUGCCCAAAGCGAGCGCGCCAAAAAGUUGUGGCUGAGCUUUCCAUUCGCUGGUCGGGUGGUGCAGAUGGGUGAUGUACUGCUCUUUGCCAGUGUGCGUGAGUAUGUGUGUGGUGGUGGCGGGCUUGUGUGUGAGUGUGAGUGUGUGUGGCAUAUGCAACGCUCCACAAUCGCAUCAUUUUGAGCAAUUAAGUGUGUAUUAUCCGUCGCUGCGUCUGUCAAAGGGCCUUGAAAGCAACUUCAAAACCGAAUCCAGUCGCGGCUCGCAGUUUCUCCUGUUCCUGUUCCGCCACCGGAAGUACAUUGAAUGUGCCAGUGUUGCAUCUCCGACUCCCCCUCCCUUAAAAUCCGCGCUUUUUGUGCGCAAAUUGUGCAUUUAAGUCCACAAUGGCGAGCCAACAAAGGCAAGGGAAUGAGACGCGGAGUGCUCGUUAAAUGGGAUAUGCGGAAUAUGCGAUCUGGGAUAUAGGAUACGUUGGGUACUCCUGUCGGGAUGCAAGUCCCUUCGCAAUGCCUACUUUCACUUUUGUUCAGAGCGCAACUAACUAAAGGCGGUCGGGAGGCGUUUUGCUGUCAAGUCUACGAGUUGGGAUUGCAGGAUUGCCGGAAUGGUUGGUAGGGAGAAGUAAGGCGGUUGGUGGGAUUCCUGCUAUUAAAAAUAUGUAAAAUGAAAAAUAAAUCAUAAGGAAAUAAUGCUACUUUUCAGGAAUACAACGUUUUCAUAGAACCAAACAGCAGUUUUAAAAGAAAUUGUUUUCUACUGGACAGCAGAGUCGUAUUGGGCAUUCCCCUACUCCCAGUUUUACUACACUAGUCUGACAUGAAACUUUUCCACCUUUCCACUCUCACUCCAUUAAGCAUUUCUCAUUCGCUUUAUUGCCCUCUUGGGCUGUCACAAACAAGUGUGGCCAACUUCGGGCCACGCCCAUAUCAGCCCACACACGCCCAUUAUCCCGACAUUUUCCAGGGGUUUCCUUCGUACUCCUCGAAGUACGGCAAUGUCUUCUGGCCACGCUGGCCAAUUUAAAAUUCAAUUUGAUUUCAAUUGAUAUUGGAAAAUCUUUUGAGCACCUCCCCCUUC